Colletotrichum phormii is the source of this 662-nucleotide messenger RNA. RefSeq lists its product as uncharacterized. The transcript has a single exon. The coding region runs from base 72 to 422 and encodes 116 amino acids. The record is from RefSeq and is a predicted model, not a curated record. Lineage: Eukaryota; Fungi; Ascomycota; Sordariomycetes; Glomerellales; Glomerellaceae.
GGCGUAAGUUCUCCGGCCCCCCUUCACCGUGUUUUUCAGUCUAUCUUGUAGCGAGUUGAAGCACGAAGAACAUGGUCGCAGCUCUCAAUUUGCUAACAUGUACCGUGCUAGAUUGCUGCCUGUGCGCGAACGAUAAUUUCGACCUUUGCCAAGCCUGCUAUUCCAAUGGCUCGAGAUGUCUAUCGCCUUCCCACGACAUGGCCCUGCUACAACCAGCCAUGAAUCAAGACCUAUCUCCAGAGACACCUAUCAUAAACUUGUAUCCAAAUUGGGAAAAUGAAACCGUCCAAUUUGUCACACGUUCCCAACUCUCUGGUGGAAAGUACACGUUAUUUGGGUGUGACCACUGUGGAGAGGCAAUACGCCAAGGUAACUGCUAUCGUAAGUUUCCUCCCACAGCUUUCAAAGGUCCUUGCAACUGAUGUUACAUGCAGAUUGUUUCCAUUGCGGAAACUAUGAUUCCUGUAAAAAAUGCUACAAAGAUGGUUCCAGCUGCGGGGUUACAAAUCACGUCCUCGCGGCGCUUGUCUGCGCAGUCGACUGCUCAACUCAUCGGUAUUGGGUCAGUGACUGCCGAUGGUCCGAGGGCAUGUCUUCUGCAAAACAAUGCAGUUGUUGCUACGAGAUGGUCAACCAAGGGCGAUACUACCGUAAGUAACUAC